Molecule: messenger RNA, 1096 nt
Organism: Malania oleifera
Lineage: Eukaryota; Viridiplantae; Streptophyta; Magnoliopsida; Santalales; Ximeniaceae
Exons: 5
Coding region: 90-617 (175 amino acids)
Source: RefSeq, a predicted model, not a curated record
GGAAAACACUUCCUUCCUUUUCUCCCCUGCAGUGCCACACCUGAAAUCGUAAUCGCGUUCGCUCUCCCCCCCUCUCUUUCUCUCUCUCGAUGCUAAUGCCAAUCUCCAAGGAGUCCCCGUCGAAGCCUCCGCCGGUGAUCGGCAAAAUCGGCCCGUACACGGUCUUCAUCACUCCUCCCCACACUCCUAAAUCCCCGGAAGCAGACCACCCUCAGCCGCAGAAGAUCGUCCCCCCUCCCGUCCGCCCUCCGCCUCUUCAGUUCGACAACGUAUCUCAUGUCUCUCAAUCUCCCUCCGGUGGUGGUGCUUUGAAGCCUGGCUUCUUCUGGAACGCCGUCUCCAAAAUCCAAAAUGCACAUUCAAGUUUAGAUGAGCAUCUGGCGUGGUGGUUUGGGUUGAAUCAAUCCAAGUAUCAGUGGGCAUUGGAUGAUUAUUUUGAAAGCAAGGGAGUGGAUGGGAAGGAAGAAGCAGUGAGGUCGUUCGUGGGGCUUUCUCCUCUGUAUAGGCCUUAUGGAAAUUCUUUCACUCGGGAAAGGAAGAUGCCAAAGCAAAAGAAAUAUCCAAUAAAGCAGAGUGUGUUUAACUGGUUUCUUUCGGCAGGUGAAAAUGGUUCUUGAACAAGUGAAGCUGCCUGCAGUUGUCUUUUUGACUGUGUCUAUGUAUAUGGCGGAACUAUAUGCAUCCCAGCAUGCGUGAAGAUUUGGUGCAAUCCUCUUUAGUUUUGCUUGUUGCUAUUCUUUACCCGCAGCAGGUGUUGGAAAGGCUGGUUGUAUAAUUAUGUAGUAGAUUAUCAGCCAUAUGAUUACCAUUUUUUCUUUUCUUUUUUAAUUGGUAAUCCCUUUUGGUGUUUUUGUUGUUUGGAAUCUCCUUCAAUGUACUACCACUUGACUUGGAUUAAUGUUACAAUCCUGGUGUUGGGAAAGUCGCUGUGUAAAGCACAGCAUCCGUUCCUAGUUAACUCUUUGGGGAAAAAGCCCGUCUCUAUUGGGUCCUGCUUGUUUUAUUUUAUUGUCUCCAUAUACUCUUUUUGGGAGAAAACUUGAAUAUGGAUUUAUGUACAAAAUAUAAUAUAAAAUUAUAUUAAAAUUUGUUUAAA